AUGUUGAAGAAACUGGAGAUGCCAAAGCCAGUCUGCCUCAUUGAGUCAAUGCAGAAGAAUGACUUUCAGGUGAAUCAGGAGGCCCUGGACAUCCUGAGCUCCAUCAAGCAGCCUGUGGUGGUGGUGGCCAUUGUGGGCAAAUACCGCACUGGCAAGUCUUACCUGAUGAACAGACUGGCUGGGAAGCACACAGGGUUCUCCCUGGGAUCCACCAUCCAGUCUGAGACAAAGGGCAUCUGGAUGUGGUGUGUGACUCACCCCUGCAGAGAAAACCACACACUGGUCCUGCUGGACACUGAGGGACUGGGGGAUGUGGAAAAGGGAGACCAGAGAAAUGACACCUGGAUCUUUGCACUGGCCGUCCUCCUGAGCAGCACCUUAAUCUACAACAGCAUAGGGACCAUCGAUGAUGAAGCUGUGAUGACACUGCAUUAUGUAACCGAGCUAUCUAAGCACAUCAAGAUUUCCAGUGGCAAGAGUGAGAAGGAGGCCUCUGUUGAGUUUGCCCAUGUUUUUCCCCACUUUGUGUGGGCUGUGAGAGACUUCAUGCUGGAGCUUGAAUUAAAUGGAAAAAUCAUCACUGCUGAUGAGUACCUGGAGAACUCACUAAAGAUCAAAGUGGAAGCAUCAAACAGGAAGGACCCCCGCAAUUACAUCCAGAAGUAUUUCCCCAGUCGGAAGUGCUUUGUAUUUGACCAGCCUGCAUCUAAGGCAAAACUGAAAAAAAUAGAGCAGCUGAGUGACAAUGACCUGGACCCUGCAUUUGUUGAGCAAACAUCUCACUUCUGCAAUUACAUUUUCACCCAUUCCUGUGAGAAGAUCAUUCAGGGAGAGACCACAGUCACGGGGAGCAUGCUGGGAGGCCUCGCAAAAAUAUAUGUGGACACCAUCAGGAGUGGGGAGGUUCCCUGUCUGGAGAAUGCAGUGGAGGCCUUAGCUGAGAUAGAAAAUUCUACUGCAUGUGAGCAGUCAUUCACCCUCUACAGGCAGCUGCUGGGAGAGCGAGUGAAGCUGCACACUGAGACACAGGAGGAGCUCUCCACUGUUCAUGAAGUCUGCCUGGAGAAGGCGCUGCAGUUCUUCCUAGCCCACUCCUUCAAGGACGAAGAUCUGGUCUACCAGAAAAAACUCAAGGUGUGUAUAAUAGAAGAAUAUGAAAGAAUUUGCAAGGAAAAUGAGAAGCUUUCCAGGGAUCACUGCAUAGCUCUUCUGCAGCAGCUGUGGAAACAUUUGAAUCCAGAGUCAUUCAUGAGACCAAAGGGCUACGCUGAUUACCAACUAAAACUGGACGAGAUCAUUAAGGAGUACAGAGCUGCACCAGGCAAAGGCAUUACGGUACUGAUUCUGACUGUGUAA
Messenger RNA from Megalops cyprinoides (Indo-Pacific tarpon), 1356 nucleotides. Its product is annotated as guanylate-binding protein 2-like. Lineage: Eukaryota; Metazoa; Chordata; Actinopteri; Elopiformes; Megalopidae. Bases 1 to 1356 code for a protein of 451 amino acids. The transcript is spliced from 7 exons. The record is from RefSeq and is a predicted model, not a curated record. Gene Ontology annotation, molecular function: GTPase activity; GTP binding.